AUGUCUUCAUAUUAAUUUCCAGAUCUAGAUAACUUUACAACAUAAGAAGUAAUUGAUUUAAUAGAUGAUUUCAAUAAGUUCAAUUCAGAUGAAAAUGUAUGUAAUGAAUAUUAUAUCAUAGCAUUUUUUUUAUUUCUAUGAAAUACCUAUCACUUUUAAAGAAAUUGAUGCACUCAUUAAAAAAUCUACAAUCUCUACUUCUCUUUGGAUAUUCUAUUUAAAUUAUUUAGCAGUUGUUUCUGAAACUAUUUAAGGUAGAGACUUACCUUAUUUUUAAUUUUAUGAUAUUGUAAUUUUGAUAUCAAUCAUUAGCAACAAUUUGAUAUUAAGAACAAUAAAAUUAAUUUAAAGAAUGAGACUGAUUCUAUAGUUUAAACCCUUACAGCUGAAGAUGCUAAAAAGUAAAUUAUACUUGUGAAACUGAUAAAGAAAUACUUUCUUAUUGUAUUAUAUCAUGAAGUCAUAUAUUUAAUAGAUUAUUCUAAAAAUAAUUAAGAAUAGAUGAAAAUGAUUGUUAAUUAAUUAAUUGAUGGUUUAGAUUAUGAAAUAAGAUUAAUCUAGAAAUUUAUCAAUUUUGAAGCAUCAUAAUAUUACUUUUAUUUUAUAUUAUUAUUUCUUUAAGGUAUUAAAAUAGAUACAAUAUAAUUAUCUGAAUAUGAUGAAAAGAUUUGUCAUGAUAGAGCAGUCUGGUUAAUUUUAAGUUUUGGUUUUGAUGAAAUUGAAAAGGAAUUCUAAGAAUAAAUUGAAAUUGAUAAUUAACAUAUAUUGAAAUUAAAAUAGAAUUAAGCAUUAAAAGAAUUAAGAAAGUAAAGAGUUGCCCAAUUAUAACCUAAAAAAUUAAAUAAAGUUAGACUUUAAACUCCUAAAUCUAAAUAAGAAAGAGAACAAUAAAUUAAUUUAUUGAAUGAAAGAAUAUCCUAUUUGAAAGUCUUAAAUGGUAUAGGUGAUGAUAAUGAUAUCUUAACUUCAGAAAUGUUCUAAAUUAAAAUGAAAAAAUUAAAUUAAGAUCUAGAAACUGAAUUCUAAAAUUUAGAUUAAAUAAAAUAAAAUCAAAUACUAUAUUAAUCUAGUCAAAAUCAAUUAUUGAAAAAUGCAUCUCAAAUUCUAUAAGGAAAAUUUGAUUCUCAAUUAUUCUAAGGUUUGGGAUUAUAAUUAUAGACAAAAUCUAAAGAGGAGACCUUGAAAUAAUUAUAAGAAUAAAAUUAUUAAUCUAUUAUAGAUCCUAUUAUGAGAUAGGAAGGUAAAAAAUUGCCACCAGGAAAGUUUGUCACAGUUCAAAAGGACAAUCUUAUUGCUAUGAAAUAUGGAAUCAAGGUAAAUCAUAAUUAUAUAAGAUAUCAAGAGAUGCACUAUAUGAUUUGAGAAAUGGGAGAGUGAGAUCUGAAAUAAUAGACUUUUAUUUCAAAUUUCUACAAGAAUUUUCUACUCUUUGUAAUGAAAGAUAAGCUUUUAUGCAAAUAGCAGAUUUUGAUAAUUUAAUUUUUGAAUAAAGAACAGGCAAAGAAGCUCCUUAAUAGAGAUAUGAGAAUUAUUUAUCUAAUUUUGAUUACAUUUAUUUUCCAAUAAAAUAAGGACAAGUAGAUGAAUAUUCAUUAGGAAUAAUAGAUGUAUAGAAUUUAGUUAUUCGUCAUUAUUAUUUAUGUUAUCAAAAACCUAAAUUGCCUAUUAAUUCAUUGUAAUAAAUAUUUCGAUCUUGGCAGAUUUAGGAAUAUGAUGUAAUUGAUGAAGUCUAAUAAAGAAUUGAUAUGUAAAAUCGAUUUCUUUAAUUUUUAAUAUAUUGGAUUCGAAAAUAAUCUCAUUAUUACAAAUUAGAGAAGAUUUCAAAUAUGAAAUUAUGGAAAAUUAAAAUUGAAGAAAUUAAAACAGUAUCUCAGCCAUAUGAAACUGGAAUGUAUUUAUUAUGUGUAAUAACAAAUUUUUGUUUAAAAAGAAAAAAAGUGGACACAUUUUAGUAGAACAAGGAUGUUAUUAGAGAAAUAUUGGAAAAUGUUAUUUGUUCUACAGGUCUUUAAGAGAAAUUGAAUGAUAGGACUGCUAUUGAUUAUUUUAAGAAGAGAAUUGAAGCUAUAUGA
This is a messenger RNA of Paramecium pentaurelia, 2072 nucleotides long. NCBI's taxonomy places the organism in Eukaryota, Ciliophora, Oligohymenophorea, Peniculida, Parameciidae. The record is from the annotation of a GenBank genome assembly.